Messenger RNA from Saccostrea echinata, 2392 nucleotides. RefSeq lists its product as uncharacterized. The record is from RefSeq and is a predicted model, not a curated record. Lineage: Eukaryota; Metazoa; Mollusca; Bivalvia; Ostreida; Ostreidae. The transcript has 15 exons. The coding region runs from base 65 to 2071 and encodes 668 amino acids.
CAGUACAGAUGAUAUACCGUCUCUUCUCCAACCUUUGAUCACCUGGCGGUAAUUAGAUUACAAAAUGGAGGUCCACAAUGUGUCCUGGUUAAGGUGUGGGACUUUAUUAAUAUUAGGUCUUAUAUCACGGGUAUCUGCUGAUCUUCCUCCACACGGACUGGACACAACUGUGUGUAACCCCUCAACGUUAACAAAUGGAGGUCUUGUAUCAAAACCUACACUACCAAAUACAUACAGUGUGAAAGUGGAGUGUAACUUUGCCGAUAAGAGUCAGUCAAUUGAUAUAUCCGAGUAUUAUGAUUACCCAAACCAGCGGGCUACAGUUUAUGAGGAGGAGUUGGGUCUUCACGUCCAAGGCAUCUACUCAUAUAAUACCAACGAACUCUUCACUAUAGAGGACCAACUCAAUACUUGCAGCGUGGCACAGUUAUCCUCGGAUUCCGCCGACAACUGGCUGUUUGGCUACAAAACAGGCAGCACCAAUCCGAAUGUCCCAAAAAUGUUCAGCGCCUACGGCGCGCUUCAUUUUGGCGGGAACCAGACAGAACAGUAUAUGGGUACCGCCGUGGUGCGUGGAAUGCUGGUCGACCAGUGGAAAUCUUGUCUGUACUGGCCUAACAUGGACGCCACCAUGACCGUUAACUGGUAUUUCACAACCUCUGGUUGGAACACUGCUAUUCAGUCCAGAAUCCCUGUCCGUGCCACAGUGGUCGGUAACAUCUGGGAACCAAACCUCCAGAACACUGCACGCGUGGCCCGCGCUUUUAACCACACCUAUGAGUUUGCCGAAUUCAGGAGUCAGUUCCCUGAUUAUGUUGACCUCUCAUCAGUGUUUGAGACACCAUCAGGAAUCCUGUGUCCAGGUAGAAAAGAUACGAAACCCGUCCCGACACCCUCUAACUAUUUCCGGUUUACAUCCGAAAUUCUGAACCCUGAUCAGAAAACCAUUGGAUUUAUCAAAGAAUGGUAUGAUUUUAAUAUGAGCCUGGUUCGGUACGACUACAAACCAAAUCCGUUAACAUUCAAUCCCUAUGGCCUGGACAUGUUAUCUGAAGUACAUGACUGGAACGAAGGUGUGGCCUACAGAAUGGACAAGGUGCGCGGUAACUGUACGGUAACUACCAUAGCUCCAACAGACUUUGACGCUCACGCUCUAGACGCCACUACCGUCAGAAUACGUACAGCCAAGGAAUUCUUCUACUUUGACAAAACACAGUAUGCUUAUGAAGGCAUUAAAAAAGCGCGCGGUAUAGAUUGCAAUGUAUGGAUAGCUAAAAGAAGUGAUUGGCCAGCGAACGGCCCCGUCAAUAGCACGUGGGAGUGGUAUUUUGCUGUGAAUGACUGGGUCCAGAGUACAGGUCAUACUUAUGAUUUUGGGAUGCCUAUACAGAUGAAACUUACCACUGAUACCAUCUCAUUUAUUUACAACAUGUACGACUAUGACGAAGAACAACCUAGUAUUUUCGACUUCGACAUCUCUAGUUGUUUUAACUACACGGAGAAAAGAGAUUUUACCUUCAAAUUAGACGCUAUUUACCAGAACACAGUGGGCAAGAACUUACAGCUGUUUAAGUACGAGACUCUCUUAACCGUUCACAAAUGGACAAAUCUCUCACCACUCAGGAUCCAGAAUAUAAAGGUGGAUUACGACACAACCCAUGUGAUUGUGACGUUGACUGUCCUAGGUGGCGCUCCAAUACAGGGUGAUGUCGCUAAUCCCAAGGCCCAAGUAGAUCUGGAUCAGGCAGCCACGAUGUUAAAUGCAGCCAUCAACAGAGGAGACUUCCAAGUACCCGUGGACAUUACAAAUUUAGCAAAUCCAAUCAUUUUAAAGGCGUCACCGUACACACUGAGCACAAGCCAGCAUCAGAACAUAGCCGAGUAUUACGUGGCCCCUCCUCCUUCAAAAACAACAUAUACUGCAGGUCAAAUGGCGGGUCUUGGAAUUGGGAUGCUGGUGUUCGCCUUCAUUAUUGUGUUUGUAGCCCUUGCUGUUUAUUUCAAGAAAUUCAGUUCCUCAUCCAACGUACAAACAAGCUCAUUGGAAAACCCAACAUAUAAUAAGGAUUAACAAAUAUGAUGUCAUCAUUACAUUAUUUCCGAUUCCUCUUGUCCAUUUUGUGAAUCUGGUGUCACUUUAUUGAGGGAAAAAAGAUUUAUGGAUGAAAAAUUGAUAGUGUAAACUUUUUUAUGGAGGUAACAGACAUUUAUACAUAUUGGUCGCAGACAAAAUAUGUAACUUUUAUAGGUCAAUUUCGGUGACUAAAAGUUCAUGUAUUAAUAUAUCUGGCACAACUUCUGUUAUGGAGUGUUUACAGUUCCAGUUGUGAGAUUCUGUGGAGUUAUUUUAAAAGAAUUAACUGAAUUAUUUUAUUUCACGUGUAUAUUUAUU